CGUUGUUUAGAGUUGAAUUUGGAAAGUGGACAGUCAGGAAUGUCCACUCUUAACCGCAGUCACUAGGCUAAAACCUUCUGGAUAUAACAGACAGAGGGAAAAUAACGCAGAUAUCAGAAAGCAGCCGCAAUGAGUAAAGUUGCUAAGUUGUUUAAGAGGACUUCGAGUUCCUCUGGAAGUAAAUCGAGUUACAGCUCGAGCUCGAAGGGGAAACACCGCUCGCGCUCAGGCCCGACGCCUCAGGAGGCGAUUCAUAAACUGCGCGAGACCGAGGAAAUGCUCACCAAGAAACAGGAGUAUCUCGAGAAGAAAAUCGAGCAGGAAAUAAUGAUUGCAAAGAAGAACGGCACAAAAAACAAAAGAGCUGCACUUCAGGCUCUGAAGAGGAAGAAACGUCUUGAGCAGCAGCUGACUCAGAUUGAUGGGACGUUGUCCACCAUUGAGUUUCAGCGGGAGGCACUAGAGAAUGCCAACACAAACACAGAGGUCCUGAAAAACAUGAGCAUGGCUGCUAAAGCUAUCAAAGGAGUCCAUGAAAAAAUAGAUAUGGAUAAUAUUGACUCUCUCUUGGAGGAUAUCACAGAGCAACAGCAAAUAGCUCAGGAAAUUAGUGAUGCUAUUUCACAGCCUUUCGGAGAUCAGUUUGAUGAGGAUGAGUUGUUGGCUGAGCUGAAAGAGCUGGAGCAGGAAGAACUUGAGGAAAGUAUGAAAAACAUGGGCAGGCUGCCCAGUGUACCAGCAUCCAAACUACCCAGCACGAGACCUAGUCAUCGUACAACAACUAAGAAAAGAGGGGAGGAUGAAGAUGACAUGAAGAUGUUAGCAGCCUGGGCUUCUUAGUCAUCCAAAAACACACACAUAUACCAUGCACACUGGGCUGGGAAAAGGCUGAUAGUUUAAGAUUUCAGGACAUAAUGAAAUUCCAAAUUCCACACUUUUGACAACACAUAUUGUAAAACACAUUUAUUGUAAAAAUGAAGUAUCGGCUGAAUGAAGGAUUGUAGAGAAUUGCUUGUAAAUAGCAUGUCAUUUAAGGGUUGAUGGGCAACAAUAAAGGGAGGACACUAUAACUGGUCUGAAAAGCAAAUUAUUUUAUUUGUUUUGUUUUUUAUUUAAUAAUUUUUCAAUCAAAGUGUUCAAAUUUGUCCAAUUAAAAGUUGUUUUAACAAGUUUUUUUUCACUGCCUGUCAGUUAAUGAACAAAAGUAACAUUGUUACUGGUAGUAAAUGUGCUUCCGAUCCAGUUAAAAAGACAUACAUAGAUAUUGAAUUUUGGUAUUCCAUGUGGAUACACCAAUCAUAUAUGAUUAUAAAUUUACAGGAAAGUGUAACAACCAGAGUAAUUACUGUACACACUGAUCUAAAGAGCAAUGACAACUUUUACUUUUCAUAAUACGCUUCAUGUUUGUGUGGAAUUGCUCAGUGUCAUAAAAUAAAAAGUGUUAAUGUA
Messenger RNA from Hemibagrus wyckioides, 1449 nucleotides. RefSeq names its product charged multivesicular body protein 4C (gene chmp4c). Gene Ontology annotation, biological process: late endosome to vacuole transport via multivesicular body sorting pathway; vesicle budding from membrane. The record is from RefSeq and is a predicted model, not a curated record. Lineage: Eukaryota; Metazoa; Chordata; Actinopteri; Siluriformes; Bagridae. The transcript is spliced from 5 exons. Bases 130 to 840 code for a protein of 236 amino acids. Gene Ontology annotation, cellular component: cytoplasmic side of plasma membrane; multivesicular body; ESCRT III complex.